Molecule: messenger RNA, 819 nt
Organism: Morchella importuna
Lineage: Eukaryota; Fungi; Ascomycota; Pezizomycetes; Pezizales; Morchellaceae
Exons: 2
Coding region: 1-819 (272 amino acids)
Source: RefSeq, a predicted model, not a curated record
AUGACACUCGCCUGCAAAACAGCAGACCUUCUCGCCCUCGCCACUCACGCGCUCAACCACCUCCUCUCCGGCCAGGACGCUCUGCGCUCCGCCGAUGAGCGCAAGUCCGCCCUGACACAGCUCGCGGUGACAGUGCAGGCAGCGGCGAGGCUCACUGUGGUUGCACACGCGGAGGCGCUGGGCGGCCAUACUGACCGUGUUAGGGCUGAGACGGAAGGGCAGAACGCGGUCAGGGGGGCUGAAGCAGCGGUGGUGGAGACGGAGCGAAUCAGGGCGGAAACGGAGAGGGUGGGUAAGGAAGUUGAGAAAUCAGUUGCAGAGAGGAGGAGGCUGCAUGCCGAGGCAGAGAAGGUUAGGAAGGAGACAGAGCGGACGAAGGCCGAGGCGGAGAGGGCUGUGGCCGAGACCGAGAGGCUGAAGGCGAAGGGCAUGAUGGUGCUGAGUGAGAAGAUAAAGAUUGAGGCGGAGACGGAGAGGGCGAGGGCAGAGGAGAGGGAAAAGCCGAAGACCUGGACUUACGCGCCGUGGCAGGGGGCGGAGUGCGAGCGGAAGGUUGUGCCGGAGACAGCGGGCAAGGUAGUUGAGAGUCCGGUGCAGGUCCAGGAGGGUGAAGAGGUGAAGCCCGGGGAUUACUUGGAGUUAUUGGAGGCGGAGAUUGAGCGGAAGGAGAACGAGGCAGAUAUUUUUCAGGGUGAUAGCGAGCCGGUUGGACGGGGAUAUCGGGACAUCAUGUGGGCGCAGCUAGUGGAUGAGAUUAAGCCGCUGAAGCUGGAGGCGCGCAGGGAGAGGUUUCGGAGAAUACGGCAAGAAGAGGAGUGA